GCUCUCCACCAGUGGUUAACAUGUCUAUGGACUAUCAGAGCUCUGAUCACGGCGGGCUUUACAUAUCAGUACAUGCGGAAGAAAUACCGCGGAGAACUCAAAACACAUAAUCGAGCAGAAGUUACAGGCGGUGCCAAUGUCAUUGUCCAGACAGGCGAAAGCUCUUCAGUCAACUUAACCCUUCCGGAGAAUGCUUUGGGCAGUGGAAAUGGCACGAGGCGUACUGAUGACGAGGAUCUGCUAGUUCGGGUAGUGGACGGCAGUAGGGCAGUAGAUAUCUAUGACAGACCCGGAGCACUACAGCUAGCCAACGACUUUCUUUCUGCAGUUCCUGGUGCCAAUGUCUUGUACAGAUCUCCUGGUUCUAUUGUAUCAGUGUACAAAUCCCAGAAAAUCGUCAUUAUCGUCGAACAACUGCGGGAGCUUGGAGAGCAAGGUCAAUGGAGACUGUUCAACCACCUGGCGAAGUUCUGGAUGAAGAUGACGACAGAUGAAAAUGAAAAGAUUAUGAUACUCUUAGAGGUAGUCGUCGCUGCCUACUUCCAAGACCGCCUGGACCUUGCACUUAGAAAACUCCAAAAAGCAACGGAACUUUACGUAACGACCGCAAAUCCAUCCCUACAUCUCUUGAAAAUUCUCUACCUCAAAGCGGCUGUCGAGAGAAAGGCAGGGAAUUAUGAUGAAGCUGAGAGGACCAUUCAUGACGCAGAGAAGAUGGCAACGUUCCUAACUCCCGGGCUAGAAUCUGCUGGCGUCUUCUACAACCGGGCAACACUGAUUGCACAACAGAUCAACGAGAGUGAGGUCCCAGAUGAGAAAUUAUUUGAACGUGCCAGGGAUAACUUCAUCCGCGCCAUCUCAGAUUACAAAGCAGAGAGAACAUUUUGCCUAACCAGCCACAGCAAACUCGGCAAAGCAUACGUCAGACUCAGUAUGCUGUUGUUAGACAUACGGAACAAAUCGGAGGAUCAGCUGAGGCCUGUGGCAAGCGACGCCUUGCGGACGGCCACGAACUGCCUCCAAGAGGUGGAAGGAAAGAUGUGGGAGGGAAUUACCAGUCGAACAAGGUGUUACUGGUACCUGGCCAAGUCUGACCUGGCUUUGCGGAGACGUCAUAUCCAAGACGCCGAGGAUCACGCCAAGACAGCCAUGGAGAUCGCUAAACAGUCUCCCUUUCCGUCCGAGGUUUCUCUGGCACAGUCCAGAUUAGAUAUGUUAAAACGAGAUGGGUAGAGCUUCGAACAAAUCUGCCGUCUUUGUGAAUAUCCAUGCCCAUGAAAACACUCAUUAUGGUGUUAACGAUGGUACAAAAACAGCUUAACUUAUUUCCUGAAGUUGUAGUGCUAUGGUAAAAUAAAAUGCGUCUUAAGCACGUAGGCAUGUAUUCUAAGAUAGUCGACGUUUUCGCAAUAACUUCACGGAAAAAAAGAGAUACGUGUACUCGUGGAAUUGCCAGUCAGACAUUUGACAAAACGUUACCUGUGGAUGCUUCUCUGCGACAGUACCUAAAGUCAAACAAUACCCAAAGUAGCCUCCGCUGGUGACGUCAAUCUGUUCCGACAGUCAAUGGGGUGAGAAGACAAACAGCAGAUACACAACACAGCUGGCCUAACGCUACUAACUUCUCUAUAAAUAGCACAAUCUGUCGUCUGGGCCCUCUGAGCUAGACAAAUCCCCCUCCAGACCGCAGCUGUUCCGUCUCCACACGGGUGAUAAGCUGAAACAGCUAAGCUUAUGACGUCAAACUUCGAGAGCUCACAAUCUCAGAGUCAGACUUUCU
Messenger RNA from Branchiostoma floridae (Florida lancelet), 1780 nucleotides. RefSeq lists its product as uncharacterized. The record is from RefSeq and is a predicted model, not a curated record. Lineage: Eukaryota; Metazoa; Chordata; Leptocardii; Amphioxiformes; Branchiostomatidae. The transcript has 9 exons. Gene Ontology annotation, molecular function: protein binding. The coding region runs from base 73 to 1233 and encodes 386 amino acids.